Molecule: messenger RNA, 3908 nt
Organism: Oncorhynchus tshawytscha (Chinook salmon)
Lineage: Eukaryota; Metazoa; Chordata; Actinopteri; Salmoniformes; Salmonidae
Product: ribonuclease P protein subunit p21
Exons: 5
Coding region: 488-982 (164 amino acids)
Biological process (GO): tRNA processing
Cellular component (GO): nucleolar ribonuclease P complex
Source: RefSeq, a predicted model, not a curated record
UCACUUCACCAAAUAUAUAAUUUUAUGGCCAACCCUUCUCUUUAUUUUCAAUUCUCCUUCAGCAUCUUUUAUCUUAUUGAAUUAAACUUCGACAAUGGCCUUUUCCCUCCGUGGAUUGACAUUAACGUUAACCUUAAUAUGCGAGGUUAAAAUUGUGAUUUGAAAGGACAUGCAAACCUGCUAAAUCUGUGCCAUUCAGGUCUCCAUAGUGUCAGAUCUAUCUAUCAUGCCAGGGUUCGUUCAGAGGCUGAUCAGUAGUCAGAGGAUUUAGCAACUGCUUAGAUUUAGCAAACGAAUGUUAGUAGCUAGUGAAGCUAGACGAAUUUGAGGGCACAUCUGUUGCUUGCGUAGAACAUUGUUUAGUAGGGUAGUAAUUUAGCAAUCGGGUGAUACAUAUAACGUUAGCUAAGAUAGCUAGCCUAACGUUGACGUUACAUACUUAGUAACGUUAGCUGGCUAAUUUAGCAUAGCAAUCCACAUCCAUGCAAUGGCAGGAAACGUGAAAGACAAGGAGGCUUUUCAAAGACUGAACUUCCUGUAUCAGGCUGCACACUGUGUUUUGUCUCAAACCUCUGAGAAUGUGGAGUUAGCUCGUUUUUACUGCUUCACUCAGAAGACAAUCGCAAAACGUUUGGUACUGAGACAAGACCCCUCAGUGAAAAGAACAUUAUGUAAGAAGUGCUGCUCUUUGCUGGUCCCAGGAGUAACUGCCACAGCCAGACAGAGAACGACUAAGCAUAGAAACUGCAUGACUGUGCUGCGAUGUCUUCACUGUGGGCAGUGCAAGAGGUUCCUAAACAAUCCGGAGCAUCGCCUGUGGGUGGACCAGCCUGAGGCUCAGCUGGAGAACCAAUCACAGCCAGAACAAGGUCCCUCCACUAAAGAGUUGAAGGAGAAAGCAGAUGGACCCAUAUCGCAGCUAUCCUCCACAGGGCCUUCCUCUACCCAGCACCAGGUGCCUCCAUCCAAGCCCAAAACCUGAGCCCUGUGGCCUCAGUAGCCCAUUCACAACUGGACAUAGCUGCUUUGUGUGGCAUUGACACAUAUUUUUUUAACUAUAUCAUAAAUGUUUGAAUAUGAUGAUUUUUUUUUUUUGCCAGUGACAACCUGUUACAUCAGUGGUAUGAUGUAACAGGUUGUCAUUGUAAUGGUUGAGGUUGGUUAAAAAUACAUUUGAUGUUUAGUCUACCUCAACGUGCUCACAGUGUACAGGAAGUUCAGGAACGACAACCAAUGUUAAAUGUCCUUUUCAUAAACAUUUAUUUUUAAUUUAUUUAUUACUUCUGUAAGAACACAGGCGAUAUGAGUUGUACUAUCAUAAAUGUACAGAUGUUCUACAGCCCACACCUUUUUUGUCAGUAACUUAAGGAGAGAAUAGGCUGUUGAAUAUAAUGCUCAGUGCAUAGUGAAAUAUCUUCUCCCAAUAGGAACACAAUUAAGUAGUGUGUUCCUAAUGCACUCAUAUGUCCUAUAUUGCCUCAGCUGAGGUGGAUGAUGUCUUUCUUUCACUUUUUCUUUUCAUCUCCGUCCCCCUUUGGCACCUGUACGUGGGUCUUCUGGGAAUACAGCAGAUUCUUUGCAAAAAUCCUGGGGAUGUGACCCAUGUACAGGAGAAGGGCCAGGGUCAUUCCUGAAAAGAGGAUAUCUGUAUUACCAAUUAUGCCUCAUUGUUAUGCAUAAAGCCUGUUUCACACAUUACCUUUGGCAAUUACAUUUUGUCUAUUGGUGUACUUUUAUUAGGGGUUUGUAUAUAAUGAACAAUUUCUGAUUUGACUUACCAAUAAUGGGCCCAAGGCAGUAGACCACUGAGUACUCCGUAAAGGUAAACCCAGGACAGUAGAAGGUAAGGCCAUAGGCCAGGGAGGGGUUCAGGAAAGCUGAGGUAUAACCACUGGCUGACAUGCAUAGAAAGAUGAGUUAUCGAAAUGGGAUGCAGAAAUAGAUUUUGCUCUGACAAACAAAUAUAACACAAAGAAAACAGCAUAAAGGCCUAUGCAACUUUAAUGAUUAUCUCUACUGAAAUGUCUUUCUAUAUUUGAGGUGCGAUGGUUGUCAUCAUGGGCUACUUACCUGCAUGGGAGAGAAGGGUGAGCACAGCUGCAAAGAAAGGCACCCGAACCAACGCAGCGCGACAUCUCAGGCUGAGGUAUAUCAGAUAAAAGAUGAAUGCACACACACACUCACAAUAGACCCCCUGCACCAGGGAGACACUCAGGGCUGUGCUGCACUCCCUGAAUAUCAGGUUCUUAAUUAUGUGCAUGUCAUUGAGCUCCAUUGCCCAGUAGUAGCCAGCUACAAUCAGGGCCAGGUGUGCCCCCAGGAACUGAGCAGCCAAAGCCAGCAGAGUGUGCAGAGUAGGGGUCUCCAGCAGCAGGAAAUUCAUCAGAGUCAGGGAGGGGUUUCCAGUGGCUCCAGCACAGAUCACACCAUGGGUCAGCAGCACCACAAACCGUAGGGUCAGAGUAACAUCUGAUCCCAGUCCCUCUGCCCACUCACCAAUCUCUAUAAUGGUCUGCACCUCCAGCCAGCAUGCCACCAGCACAAAUGAGGUUGUGAACUCUGAUGCAAAGAUCAAACAAGGCCAUUUUCUGAAAAGGACUCUAAAGACUGCACCAAACGCCACAACAGCAAGAAAGUAACCAAGGGAGACAUCAAGUUCAGACAUCGUUAGGUUCACAGAUGCUAGCUACUACACCUCACUGGUUCUUCUCACACAGUGUAUGACUUGUUGGGCAGUUUGCUGUCUGUGUGAUUGUGACAACGUGGAGAAGUGUUUUCUCAACACAGAAACACUGACUUUUCAUCCCACACCACCUGCCAAAAUACACACUGCCCUUUUCGAGGUCAAUUCAGGAAAGUUACUUUGCCCCAGGGAUAAGGGCAAAUUACUUCUGUAACUUACAACAAAGAUAUAGUUUAUUGAGCCUGAGGGAAAUGUCUGUUAAACCUUAAUAAUGCUUGUGUACUAAGAUAUCCUUCAAGCCUAGACAUUGGGCUUGAGAUUGUUAAAAAGUAACUCAUAUAACAUAGAAAGGUGUGUGUGCGCAUUGAUAUAGGCCUGUUCUAACUGUUCUGUGUGUGUAGAAUGAACCCAUGAUGUCCGGGCACUCAACCGAGAAUGUGACAGAAACUGACUGGUUCCUCUUGAUCCUGGACAGACUAAAGGUUAUAUCCUGCACACCAGUAACAGAGCUAUUGUUCUGUUUUGGAACCUGUUUCUGGGGAAAGAUUGUGGUGGAGAAAUCAGAAUCAGCUAAGUAACACAGAUAUUUAAGAUGUGUUAUCUGCAGAAUAUGCUUACAUGAUUGAACUGUUGAAACUGUUAUUAGAAUAUCUCCUUUCGGGCUCUGGUGUUGGCAGCUGCGCUUCCUCCCUCAUGGGCCUCAGUCACCUUGGGUCCAGAGAGGGGAGAAGUCUGCCUUAUCUAUCAUGUCCCUGUUGCUAUACAGAAUAUCAGCCAGGAGUAUGGCAAAGGAGGUCAGAAGGAAACAUUGUUUCCAUAUGUGAACUGUGUGUCUUUAUUGCAUACCAUGCAUGUGAAGGGAUGGUGUGAGUAAUGGGGAACCAAUCACUUGUCUCCACAGUGUCUGUGUCAGUCACCUCCAAGGGGGAGAUAGUUUCCAACUUGAACUAGGGGAGAGAACAAAGUAACAACAAAUGUCCCAAGUUCUUAGUACUGAACAAAACAAGUUAUUUGUAUUUGGGGCCCAAGGUCUGGCACAGGAUGUGUGGGGUUAGUGUUUGGAACCAUUGUACGUCAUAUCUGAAGUUGCACCUAUCCUGAGAUAGUAUUUAACCCAGAAGCUAACUCCACUCUGUGGGCUCUCACUCCACCACCUGCGGGGGUGGGGCGACCAGUCUCCUUGUUGUAACAAGUCUUUAAAAAAAAUUAAUACUUUGAAUGAUUA